Molecule: messenger RNA, 1312 nt
Organism: Syngnathus typhle (broad-nosed pipefish)
Lineage: Eukaryota; Metazoa; Chordata; Actinopteri; Syngnathiformes; Syngnathidae
Product: ras-related protein Rab-11B
Exons: 5
Coding region: 184-840 (218 amino acids)
Biological process (GO): regulated exocytosis; constitutive secretory pathway
Cellular component (GO): recycling endosome
Molecular function (GO): GTP binding; GTPase activity
Source: RefSeq, a predicted model, not a curated record
UCCUCCCUCUGCAGACUCGGGAGCUGCUGUGCCUCCCUGCAGCCCUGACAGCAAGCAUUGGCGCAUUUUUGUCCCACCACUAACCUUUGCCAUAUUUUUUUAGCUUCUUUUUAACCCAUCUUUCCCUCCCAUACUACACAUAUCAUCCUCCGGGGGACAAGCGUCGUAGCGGCCUCGUCUAGAAUGGGGAACCGAGACGAUGAAUACGAUUUCUUGUUCAAAGUUGUGUUAAUUGGGGACUCAGGUGUCGGUAAGAGUAACCUGCUCUCUCGAUUCACACGAAAUGAGUUCAACCUGGAGAGCAAAAGCACCAUCGGUGUGGAGUUUGCAACACGCAGCAUUCAGGUGGAUGGCAAGACGAUAAAAGCUCAGAUAUGGGACACGGCGGGACAAGAGCGCUACAGAGCCAUCACCUCAGCAUACUACAGAGGGGCCGUGGGGGCGCUCCUAGUGUACGACAUAGCCAAGCACCUGACUUACGAAAAUGUGGAGCGCUGGCUGAAGGAGCUGAGGGACCACGCCGACAACAACAUCGUCAUCAUGCUGGUGGGCAACAAAAGCGACUUACGCCACCUCAGGGCCGUGCCAACGGAUGAGGCCCGUGCCUUUGCAGAGAAAAACAACUUGUCAUUCAUAGAAACUUCAGCCUUGGACUCAACAAAUGUUGAAGAGGCCUUCAAGAAUAUCCUUACAGAAAUCUACCGGAUCGUAUCGCAGAAGCAAAUCGCCGAGCGGUCGGCCCAUGACGAGUCGCCAGGGAAUAACGUGGUCGACAUCAGCGUGCCCCCGACCACGGACGGUCAGAGGGGGAGCAAGAUUCAGUGCUGUCAGAAUCUGUAACCCUGGAAAAUAUAUACUGCUCACUUUAAGGGUGGAUUAUAAAUUGGGAUCCAGUGCUGGCAUGCUACCGCCUGCCUGGGCUGCGAUGUAAUCUGAAAUUGCUAUUUUUUAGAUCCAGGGAACCGGUUCAUGGUCCCACAGAAGGAAUUGAUUUUAAGGUGUAAUUUGACCCAGUUUCAGCCUGCUACAGUACAUUCUAAUGCAAAAAAAUGGACUGCUGGUACCACACAAGCUGUGACUUAACCAUGAUUGUACAGUAGUCAGGGAAGGUAGAUGUUCGAUUGGUAGCAGCACUCCAUUUUUGCAUUCCUCUUCUCUUGGUCCAGUCAUCUCAAAAAGUGAUAGUGAUGCUGCUGAUGCUUACUUACUUCCUGUAAAAUAUAUUGUUUUUAUGUUUAUCAUUUUGAUAGCGUGUUUGCUCACAUACAUUAUAUUAAUGCCAUGAAAAUAAAUUUUACAAUAUUACGUGGUU